Messenger RNA from Hydractinia symbiolongicarpus, 987 nucleotides. RefSeq lists its product as uncharacterized. Gene Ontology annotation, biological process: telomere maintenance; double-strand break repair via homologous recombination. The transcript is spliced from 8 exons. NCBI's taxonomy places the organism in Eukaryota, Metazoa, Cnidaria, Hydrozoa, Anthoathecata, Hydractiniidae. The coding region runs from base 1 to 987 and encodes 328 amino acids. The record is from RefSeq and is a predicted model, not a curated record. Gene Ontology annotation, molecular function: four-way junction helicase activity; 3'-5' DNA helicase activity. Gene Ontology annotation, cellular component: nucleoplasm; nucleus; chromosome.
AUGACAUCGUACGGAACACGUGUUUUCAAGCGGCUGAAUAAUGUUUUUGAAAAGUAUGAAAGGUUGCCCUCGAUUAUUUUGAAACCAAAACAAGUUCAAUGUUUCGAGUAUUUAGGAGAAGGACACCACGUUAUAGUUGUUUUGCCUGCAGGAACGAAAGGCAGAGGCAAUAUUGUACUUGUUGUCUCUCCUUUAACAUCAAUUAUUCAAGAUCAGCUAGUAUAUUUAACUAAAGUAGUCAUUGAAUGUGGUUUCUUACAACUCGAAGACCAAGCUAAUAAUAGUCAGAAGUACAAACCCUUGUUUGAAGAAGAUUUGAAUGAUGCAUCAAAUUCUAUUUUCAAAAUUUCAAAAAGCAUUGUUGCAGGCAAAUGUAAAAUUUUAUUUGCAUAUCCUGAGUCCCUGUUAUCAGAUCAGGGAAGGAAAAUAUUAAGAUCAAAAAUUGAGGAAAAUGUUGUGGCUUGUGUGAGGCGCAUUGUGUGGAAUUAUGAAUUUCAAAACUUAUCAGUUUUACAAGCAUUAUUCCGUCACAGUAUCAUGUUAGCUUUGACUGCAACUGCUUUACCCACAAAAUUACGUAAUUUAAAAAAAGCUUUGAAAAUAGAAAAUUGCAAAGUGGUUACUGCAAAUCCAAAUCCUGUCAAUAUGUCUAUUAAAAAUGGAUUAUAUUGUGUGACUUCUGACCAUAAAUUACCUUCUUUAAAAAACAUCAUUUCGUCACAAUUCUUUUCAAACAAGACAGAGCCACCACUUUUCUUUACAAGUUUUUGCAUGCACUAUAUGGAAUUUGGGAACAGUAGUUUGAUUGCAGCAAACGGAUUACGGCAUAAAGAUUGUGAGAUACUGAGACAUGAAGAGUAUGAAAUGCCUAGUAUACGGAGUGUGACAUGCUUAAUAUACGAACAUAAGGAGUAUGACAUGCUUAAUAUACGACGUGUGACAUGCUUAAUAUACGAAAAACAUCCAAAACAAAGUUCUAAGGCUUAG